Molecule: messenger RNA, 1250 nt
Organism: Chenopodium quinoa (quinoa)
Lineage: Eukaryota; Viridiplantae; Streptophyta; Magnoliopsida; Caryophyllales; Amaranthaceae
Exons: 8
Coding region: 99-983 (294 amino acids)
Biological process (GO): mRNA splicing, via spliceosome
Cellular component (GO): nucleus
Molecular function (GO): RNA binding
Source: RefSeq, a predicted model, not a curated record
CAGGAAUAUGAUCAAAAUUACCAAGAAAAUGAUGAUGCACCUCAGCAAAUAGGCGAGUGCACUAGCAGCGAGUUGCAUGGAAAUCCUCCACCGUCAGAAUGGUAGGCAGCUACUUUGAGUUUCCUGAGGAAACAGAUGACAAGGAUGGUUCUGUGUCCACAACUGAUGGAAACAACAAAUUGUAUGGAGAUGGAGAUGAUGAGUUGAAAGCUUCUGGGGAAGAAGAAAGCUGGCUUGCUCAGUAUGGUCAAGUUGUCCAAUCGCAAAAUGAUUUUGGGACAGAGUUUCACAUUAUAGAUUUGUGGGAUUGGUCAAUGGUAAGAGAGAUCCAAAAGGAAGGAACCUUCCCAGUGGCUAAGCUGGUUGGGAGAUUAGUGCAGCCUUCUUCCAAGCUUCAUCCUUCCAUGCCUUCUCAUGGUCGUCGUUUGAAAACAGCUCCAAUAUGCAAGGCCCGUCUUGAUAUGGUGCAGGUUAGAUCAGGGCAAGUGUAUAAGCUGCGGACCCCUAGUGCAAGAUAUCUAGCCACAUUGUUGAAUUAUGAUGCUUCGAAUCCAACCAGUGACUGGGGAUUUCCUGAGCUAUCAACUGAAGGGACUAAUAAAACAUGUGGUUCCAUAACAGCAGUUAAAGUUCUCUCUCAGCAGUAUACAAGUUCAUGCCAUGAUAAUCCCCCUGUUAAUGAGAAGCACAAAACCAAUGUAUAUAGGGACAGAGCUGCUGAAAGAAGAGCACUGCAUGGCAGUUUUGGUGCAGCCCCUGGGCAGAAAAGGUCAGCUGAGGAUGCUAGUCCACCUUCAACUGAGGAAGCUGCAGCUGAAGCCUUAGAAAUGUCCCUUGGAGCUGGUAGUUAUGCCCAAAAAAUCCUAAAAAACAUGGGCUGGAAAGAGGGUGAAGGACUUGGCAAAACUCAGCAUGGGCUGAAAGAACCUUUACGAGGCAUUGGAAAUAAAGGUACUGCUGGAUUGGGGUGGAAAUCUAGAUGAAGUGAACAAGCAAUGACUCAAAUUGACAGACUUCUGGCAUAAGUUUGGCAAUGUAUUUCUGGCAGUUAGUUCAUGAGACUAGCACUGUUUGUGCUGCCGAAUCCUACCAAAGCCCGGGUGCCUUAGUUUAGUGUUAGUUUACCUGGAAACAGUUGGAUGCAGUUUUAUUUGUAUCAGUGCUCUUAUAUACUGUACUGCGUAGGACAUUUGACUAAGAUUACUCAUGUAAUCCGUAAUAGAUAAGAAUGUGGAGAGGCAUGUUCUGUA